Messenger RNA from Candida tropicalis MYA-3404, 1068 nucleotides. RefSeq lists its product as uncharacterized. The record is from RefSeq and is a predicted model, not a curated record. Bases 1 to 1068 code for a protein of 355 amino acids. Lineage: Eukaryota; Fungi; Ascomycota; Pichiomycetes; Serinales; Debaryomycetaceae. The transcript has a single exon.
AUGAAAGUCUCAACUUCAACUACUUUAGCUAUCUUAGCUACCUCCACAGCUGCAUCAGCUGUUCCUGGUAGAGUUCUUGACUUGCCAGAAAGACAAUACUCCGUAAAGGGCUUAUCCAAAAGAGAUGACAAAAGUUUAACCGAAUUGGCACAAUAUAUCAACAAUUAUAAGGCAAAGAGAGAAGCCAUUGAUGAAGAACUUAUGAAGAGAGAUUAUGCUAUUGUUACAGAUGUUUUAACUGCCAUUAAUCAAACUCAAUUGGCACCUAAAGUUUUAGAUUAUUUUGUUUCUAAUCCAAUUUUCCAAACAAUUAUUGUUCAAGUAUUUGUUGCUGUCAUGAAAAGUGGGGUUAUUUCCUUGGAAGCAGUUUUAGAAGCCUUGACUAGAUCAAAUUUGGCAGUCAAUGUUAUUAAUGAUUUAAUUAGUGAUUGUUCAUUAUAUGUUCAAUUAUUUGAUGCUGCCAAGGGAGUUAUUUCUAACCUUGCUGAUAAAGUUAAGGAAUUAAUUUCUGAUGGUGUCUCUUCAUUGAUUGGUAGAGAUGAAGAAGAAGAUCCAUUGGCCGCUUAUGUUAUUGACUUGGAAAAGAAAGUUGACUUGGAUACUGUUGUUGAUAAUUUAUUAGAUUCUUUAUACAAAUCUGGUUUGGCUACAUCUGUUGUCAAAGAUAUUUUGACUAACUCUGAUUACAUUCCAUUUGCUGUUCAAUUGAUUGUUUCAAUGUUGGCUAAUCACUUAGUUGACGUGAGUAAUAUUCUUAGUGCUUUGAAGGAUUCUGGUUUAGCCGUUCAAUUAUUCCAAAGACUUUUGAACUUUCUGACUUUACAAACUGUUGCUUCUACUGCAUUUGCUGCAUUUGCUGGUAAAUGUCAAGAUUACCAAGGUCCAACUAGUAGCUCUUCUGGUACUACAACAGCUUCAACUGGUGGUCUCCUUACUGGAAGUUCUGGCUCUAGUUCUGGAUCUGUUUCAAGUGGCAGUGAUUCUACAAGUGGAACUGGAAACACCGGUGCUUCUGUUGCUGGUCCUUGUAAAAGAAGAGUCAGAAGAAGAAGAAGAAGAAAUUACUAA